AGUUGAGCAGCAGCCGAAAGAUCCUGAACAAAUGAUGGUAGGUCGAGGGAUGCUGGUAUUUCCGUUCCAUGGGGUAACACGCAGUCCUUUCAGGGUCUCGUGCAUCUGGUCACGUACACAGACACAGCAAGCUUCACAUGGUGAAACGACAAAAUGAACGCCUGGAACGUGAAAGAAGGAACACGAAAUUGCUGAUAUUGAUUGCAUAAUGCGUAACUCGCCCUACCAGUUACGCACACGAAUUCAUGCUUUCGUCACUGGGUCUAAAUAAAUAGAGAACAUCAGAUAAAAAGAAUAAAAAAUUUCUUCAAAGUAUAAAUUAUAGUUUUAAAAUAUAGGUAAUAAAAUUGAAAAAAAAAAUUAAGUUAUUAUUUAUAAUACACCUACUAAUAUGCUAAUAAAGAUGAUUAAGCAUACUAAAGUUUAAUGAAACACACUGUAUACAAAAAUGUGAUGUAUUAGCAACGCUUUCAGUCUGAGAUUGAUCUUUGCCUCUCCUUGUAUGCUUAAUAAAACAUUAGUUUGCAUACAUACAUAAGUAGUAACAACAAGUACAGAGAUAACAUAAAUUCUGCUUUUUAUUCUUCGGCUUCUAAUUGUAAAAUGUCUAAACGUUCACCAGAAGAACAACGGACUGUAAUUUUAGUUGUAAUUCGCGAGUGUGUAAUAACAAUGUUAACAACAUUAGCGUAAAUAUUAAAUGUCGUUUGCGAAGUUAAUGUGCUUCUUCUCGGUCUAUUUACAUUUAAAAUCAAGGUAAAAAGAACUCAUUAAAUCAAUGUUUUAUGAAUAAUAUUUUCAUUCAAAGAUGACAAGGGAGAUCUAGUGUUCGAUUCUUAUAGUGGCCUCAACGUUCAAUUGAAUUUAACGAUCGAAUUAAAGCGAUUUACUUUCAUUACGAUAUAGCGCAGGAUGGAGAGGUCGUGCAGAAGAGAAAAGAAGGAGAAACGAGUAACUGGAAUAACGGUAGUAGAUAAUGGCGGACCUAAGGCGCUUUAAAUCAUCGGCAUGAAAGUUCUUACUUCCAACAUUCUUUGAAAAGCAUAACUAAAAUUGUAUUCUAAAAUUUAUUUAUCUUUGUAGAAAAUGUAGGUACCGUGCCUCUUUAUCGUGCUAACGUCUAGCGCCCUUAAGUUCAACUCGCAGAGAUAGUCUCUAGUUUGCUAUAAUAAGUGUAUCCUCUUCCUACUCUGGUAUAAAACGUUGUUACACGUGUUCUUCGAAAAAAAAGAAGGUCUCUCAAGAUUUCGCAAUAUUUUAGAAGCGAUUACGAAAUUUGGUGCAAACAAAUCGGUUAAAAAGAUAAACCCAUAAAGAAAAAGAGAUGGUAGGCAUAGUUAAACGCAGGAGCACAUACUAUGGAAACAGGGUACGAAGCAUGCACAAAGGAGGGGAAGUUGAAACAGCCGUCGGUCCCCCACCGUUACGACCCCCACCUCCUGGGCCCUCUCCUACUCGUUUCGACUAUGGCAGUCCCCCUAGCAAGAUCGAAAGAGGUUCCCUCUCGCCCCUCGUUUGAACAACAAGCCACUGACUACUCUCGUCAGUCGACGUUGAAGACUGCUACGUACAUACGUGUAUAUGCCGACACAAUUCGGUGUUGGCUCGCACCCGUUCGUACGAUCUGUCUGCACGAUAUCGAGAGAAAAAGUGCCGCGCAGAGGAGAAGACAGAGAAGGAGAAGCAGGAGUAGGAGGUAGAGGAGGAGGUGAAGGUGGAGGAGAAAGGGGGAGCCCUGAGCGGCAAGAGAGUUCGGUCCGGCUGUUGCACAAUUUUGUGUCAGCCUGUGUUUCUCGGUGAAAUCCUCAGACCGACUCAGAGGAAAUAACAGGAUUGACAGUGAGUGUCGUAUAUCCGACACGAAGUUGAUUGGACGCGCAGGCGUCGCGGGCUUCUUUGAAGAUCGAGAAACGACGAGGCUCCCUCGUUCCAUGUUGCGCAUUUGUUUAUCGAGAUUCAACUGAACGUAGUUACGCGUAGAAUCGAUCGAUCGGUGAAAGAUGCGAAAAGGAUACGUGUGUUUCGUCGACGCAUCGUAUAAGCAGAGUUGAAAACUCCUGACUGAGGACAGUCGUGUACAAAAGGCGAGCGCGUUCGCGGUCUUGUUCAACGUUGGUUCGGUGACCGAUCGUGCGCGCUCCCAUCACCCCGUAAAAAGAAUAAGAAACAGCGAGUGGAGGAGGAGUAGGGCGGAAGCUUAAGGAAAGAAGGACGCCGAAGGAGAAGGAGAAACAGGAGAAAAGGAAAAGAGGGAGGCACGCCGCGUGGACACAGCCGUACGAUCGUCGUGUGUCUGUUUCGUUUGGUUUCGUUUCGUUUUACCGCUUUUCGAGCGGACCCGCGGUAGAUGAGGGCCCGCGAAACUUCUAGUUGAUAACGAUUUUACCCGAUUCUCCUUCUCGUGACACAUUCCGUCACGUGGACGUUGUCGCGUAAAGAAGAUUAUUCGAUUGUAAACAAGCUAAGAAAACAAUCAUGUACAAGCUACUAGGGGGUCUUGGCACGUUCCUGAAAUGGCAGGACAUCACGACGGAUUCUAUGGUGUUCCGGUUGCACAACCACUUUACGGCGGUGCUACUUUUCACGUGUUCGAUGGUGAUCACGGCCACCCAAUACGUUGGUAAUCCGAUCAACUGUAUCGUUCAAGGUUUACCACCGCACCCUGUCAACACUUAUUGCUGGAUAACGUCUACGUUCACUAUGCCGGAUGCAUUCAAUCGGCAGGUCGGUAUAGAGGUGGCGCAUCCAGGAGUGGCCAACGACUUCGGCGACGUGGACGCAAGGAAAUAUUAUACGUACUACCAAUGGGUCUGCUUCGUAUUAUUCUUCCAGGCAUGCUUGUGCUAUGUACCACAAUGGUUAUGGAACAUGUGGGAGGGUGGUUUGAUCAGUACAUUGGUCAUGGGUAUGAAUCACGGCCUCGAUAAACAAGAGAACAUCCGGAAGAAAAAGUCCGUGUUAAUGGAUUAUCUAAUGAAUCAUAUUAGGAGUCACAACAUGUACGUGUACCGAUACUUCAUUUGCGAGGCGCUUUGCCUAGUGAAUAUCUUCCUUCAAUUAUACCUGAUGAAUCGAUUUUUCGACGGGGAAUUCCUCAGCUACGGAUUGCGAGUACUGCAGUUUUCGGAGGUGCCACAGGAAGAGCGUGUGGAUCCCAUGGUCUACGUGUUCCCUCGCGUCACCAAGUGUCUCUUCUAUAAGUAUGGUGCUUCGGGAACGAUACAGCAACACGAUUCCCUCUGCAUUCUUCCAUUAAACAUCGUCAAUGAGAAGACGUAUAUCUUCAUCUGGUUCUGGUUCACCAUUCUAUCCAUCUUGUUAUUGGGUCUGAUGGUAUACAGAGCAGCCAUCAUUUUUGCCCCGGCCGUGAGACCGAGACUGUUACAUCUCUCCUCUCGGCUGUUGUGUAUAGAAACCUGUUACAGUAUCAGCAAAAAGAUUGAUCUGGGUGACUGGUGGCUUCUCUACAUUCUGUCUUCCAACAUGGACUCACUAAUCUACAGGGACUUUCUCCAGGAACUGACCAAGAAGAUGGGCGAUAGGCAAUCAGCUAUGGCUUAGAUUGAUAAUUUUAUAACAAGAAUUUUCGUUAGAAAGGCUGAACUGAUUUGCUGAGGUUCAUCGUUUGAAGGCAGGUUCAUUGCCUUUAGUUGACCUCCUUCGGGGAAUUAUAGGGGGGAGAACACUGACCACCGUUGUCUGCGUGGAAAUCAUCGCGUUACAAGAAUUACUAUCAUAGGUAGCGCCUUCAGAGAACAAUUGUUAUGCACGACUGACUAGUAUGUGUGUUCGUAAACACGCGAUGACAUUCGGUUUUGUAUGUACACAAGAGUGUGACUGUGUGUGAGUACGAGAGAAAGUAUCGUUGUUUCAACGAUUAUUCCAAGAACUGUUUCUUUAUUAUUUUUUUUUUUUUUAUUAUUAUUCUUAAUUAGUGUUCGUUCUCCAAAGCAACAGAUCUAUUUUAUUGCGAGAAGUAUUGCUCAAAGUAAAUCGAACGUAUUUCUAUGACAGAGGAAGUUUCGAGGCGAUGAGGAUCUUAGCAUACGAAUACCUUUUACUAUGCAACAUUUUUCUAUUAUGAGGUCAUCUCGACUUUUAUGCUAUCCUAUCGUGAUUAUAAUGUGCACUGUCGCAAGAAAUCUUGCUCUCAGAUAUUUCUGUGUAGCGUAUACGUGAUCCAAUUCAUUGAAUGAUUAUUCUUUCUAAGUUGUCAAGGUAUGUGUUAGUUUUCAAAAUACCGUGACUAAGUAAUUAGUUGCAAAGGAUGCAUAUCAAUUUUUAUUGUAAUUUAGAGAUAUGAUUUGUACUGUUAGGUUGAUCAGAAAGUUCUGUUGAUUUUUUCAAAUUAGUAUCCUAGUGAUAAUGAAUCAGCCAUGGUGAAAUACAAUUAUCUCUCUGUUUGCAGUUAUUAAAAAAAUACACAAACUACGUUUUUCAGAACCAGCAGCAAAAUUUUCCGAUCAGUCUAAUAUUUGCCCAUUUGUGUUCCAUCGACAUACAAACAUUGUCGCAGAAGACUUGUAUUAAAGUAACACAGAUCUUUUUUUAAUGUCUAUGUCCUCUGUUUCUUAAUUAAUUUCUGCUGUAUGUAUCAAUAUAAGAAUUUACGAGUGUUAAACCGAUUGUGUAUCGUAUAUGAUGUGUGUUUCCUAUUGGAAAGUAAGAGAAGAAAAGAAGUUCGUCCGAAUUUUAACGGUACUACAAUUUUGAAUGUUUAUUAGGUAGAACGAGUAAGGUUUUAUAUUGAUAUUAUGAAUAUUAUACGGAUAUUAUAAAUAUUCGUGCAAUUUAUGCAUCUAUUGUUUUUUUCUUUCUUUCUGAUAUUCGAUUAUGGUAAAAGUUUAAAUUUUACCGUAAUCGUCAGUUGGUGACAAAUCAAGAAUGAUUUUUUUAGUUAUUCAUGCCUCGAUAUUGGUCUUGUGUUAUAAACUACAAUAUAUUCCAUAAUCAUAGGAAACUUGAGACUUAGGCUAACAUCUGCAAUUCAAUGCUUUCAAAGUUUACUUUUCCUAUUAGCAGCUGACUGUAACAUAAAAGACAUUGAAAAUAUACCGUAAUUCUAAGA
Molecule: messenger RNA, 5068 nt
Organism: Osmia bicornis bicornis
Lineage: Eukaryota; Metazoa; Arthropoda; Insecta; Hymenoptera; Megachilidae
Gene: ogre
Product: innexin inx1
Exons: 5
Coding region: 2476-3561 (361 amino acids)
Cellular component (GO): plasma membrane; gap junction
Molecular function (GO): gap junction channel activity
Source: RefSeq, a predicted model, not a curated record